This is a messenger RNA of Haemorhous mexicanus (house finch), 5283 nucleotides long. It is a transcript of the gene GLCE, whose product is annotated as glucuronic acid epimerase. Gene Ontology annotation, cellular component: Golgi apparatus. Gene Ontology annotation, molecular function: heparosan-N-sulfate-glucuronate 5-epimerase activity. Bases 233 to 2014 code for a protein of 593 amino acids. The record is from RefSeq and is a predicted model, not a curated record. NCBI's taxonomy places the organism in Eukaryota, Metazoa, Chordata, Aves, Passeriformes, Fringillidae. The transcript is spliced from 5 exons. Gene Ontology annotation, biological process: heparan sulfate proteoglycan biosynthetic process.
GCGCCGCCCCCCGCCCGCUCCCAUUGGCCGCGACGCGCGAGGGCGGGGCCCCGGCGCGGCCCCUCCGUGCUCCCCCCGCUGCCCCGCGCGGGGGUUCCGCCGCCCGCCAGGCCCUGGGCGCAGGAAUCCCAAGAGGAAUCAGUAAAUCCCGGGGUUUUUGCCUCUGGAAGCUCGAGAUGCGUUAGAAUUCCAAGAAUUCCCAGAAUUCCCUCUCCCUAAGGAAUGCAGCACCAUGCGCUGCCUGGCCCGCCUCAGCUCCAAGGCGCUCCUGGUGCUCUGCUCCCUCCUGGCUCUGCUCUCGCUGCUGCUCUGGACCCGCUGCUCCCAGCGCCCCCCGCCCCCCGCCGGCCCCCCGGAGCGCCCCGGCAUUCCCGACAGCGAGGAGGCCUCGCCCCAGGACGCGCCCAGAGCCCCGGGAAUGCCGGGAAUGGCGGGCAGCGCCGGGAGGGCGGCGGGGCCGCGCUACGAGGAGAUCGACUGCGUGAUCAACGAGGAGCAGACGGUGAAGGGGCGGCGCGAGGGCGGCGAGGUGUUCCUGCCCUUCAGCUGGGUGGAGAAGUACUUCCAGGUGUACGGGCGCAUCGCGCAGGCCGACGGCGCUGAGCGCUUCGAGUUCUCGCACAGCUACUCCAAGGUGUACGCGCAGCGCGCGCCCUACCGCCCCGACGGCGUCUUCAUGUCCUUCGAGGGCUACAACGUGGAGCUGCGCGACAGGGUCAAGUGCAUCAGCGGCCUGGAGGGAGUUCCUCUCUCCACGCAGUGGGGCCCUCAGGGCUACUUCUACCCCAUCCAGAUCGCCCAGUACGGGCUGAGCCACUACAGCAAGAACCUGACGGAGAAGCCGCCGCACGUGGAGGUGUACGAGACGGCGGGGGACGGGAACGGGAACGGGAAUGGGAACGGGGAAUGGACGGUGCCCAAGGGCUGCUCCCUCACCACCGUCUGGGACAAGUCCCGGCUCACCGGGGUCAAGCAGUUCUCCUGCCCAGAGAGCUCCGAGGGCGUCUCCCUGGAGCUCAACAACGGCCGGGAUUUCAUCAUCUCCUUCGACCUGAAGCUGCUGAGCAACGGCAGCGUGUCCGUGGUGCUGGAGACCACGGAGAGGAACCAGCUCUUCACCGUGCACUACGUGUCCAGCACGCAGCUCAUCGCCCUCAGGGACAGGGACAUCUUCUACGGCAUCGGAGCGCGCGGCAGCUGGAGCACGCUCACCCGGGACCUGCUGACGGAUCUGCGCAAGGGCGUGGGGCUCUCCAGCACCAAGGCGGUGAAGCAAACCAAGAUCAUGCCCAAGAGGGUGCUGCGCUUGGUGGCCAAAGGCCGCGGCUUCCUGGACAACGUCACCAUCUCGGCCACCGCCCACAUGGCCGCCUUCUUCGCCGCCAGCCGCUGGCUGCUGCGCAACCAGGACGAGCGCGGCGGCUGGCCCAUCAUGGUCACCAGGAAGCUGGGAGAAGGCUUCAAAUCCCUGGAUCCGGGCUGGUACUCGGCCAUGGCGCAGGGCCAGGCCAUGUCCACGCUGGUCAGGGCCUACCAGCUGACCAAGGAGCCGGCGUUCCUGGGCGCGGCGCUCAGGGCCACGGCGCCCUUCAAGCUGCCGGCGGAGCAGCGCGGCGUCAAGGCGGUGUUCAUGAACCGGCACGACUGGUACGAGGAGUACCCCACCACGCCCAGCUCCUUCGUGCUCAACGGCUUCAUGUACUCCUUGAUCGGCCUCUACGACCUGAAGGAGACGGCCGGCGAGAAGCUGGGCAGGGAGGCGCGGCUGCUCUACGAGCGCGGCAUGGAGUCGCUCAAGGCCAUGCUGCCGCUCUUCGACACCGGCUCGGGCUCCAUCUACGACCUGCGGCACUUCAUGCUGGGCACGGCGCCCAACCUGGCGCGCUGGGACUACCACACCACGCACAUCAACCAGCUGCAGCUGCUGGGCUCCAUCGACGACGCGCCCGUCUUCAAGGACUUCGUCAAGAGGUGGAAGAGUUACCUGCGGGGAGGGCGGGCCAAGCACAACUGAGCUCUUCCCCGUCCUUCCCAAAAUUGGGGGCCUUAAAACUGCUCCGGCUCCGGGGAGGGUUUGGGAUCGGGACGCUCUCCCGCGUUGAGGUUGAGGUUGGGUUGUGUUGGGAUUGGUUUUUCCUUUCCCGAGGAAAACGUUUGCAGAAGCCAUAGAAGUCUUGGAAGCGCGGUCGCUGCCUGGAGAGCUCAUCCGGGGCCUCCCAAAGCAGGAUUUUGUGUCCGUGCUGGAGCAGCUCCCGUGGGAUGAGCGCCGUCCACGGGAAUCACUCGGAGCCUGGGAGUGCGAAGCGUGGCUUUAAAGUGGGGGGGGGGCUUCCUAGGGAUUCGCUUUUUUGGGAUGGAAAAUCCGCAGUCGGAAUUUUUUGCCAGUUCACUGCCUGGAGAUCCUGAAGCUGGAGGGUUUCUUCAUGGAAAACACGUGCCCGGCAUCAUGGAAGCACAACUGGGAGCCUGGGGCACACAGCCCUGGGCCACCAGCACCCGUGUCCCCUCGGAGCUGGGAUCCUUAUCCCAGUCACUGGAAUUCCCUCGGAGCUGGGAUCCUUAUCCCUGUCACCGGAAUUCCCUCAGAGCUGGGAUCCUUAUCCCUGUCACUGGAAUUCCCUCAGAGCUGGGAUCCUUAUCCCUGUCACUGGAAUUCCCUCACAGCUGGGAUCCUUAUCCCAGUCACUGGAAUUCCCUCAGAGCUGGGAUCCUUAUCCCUGUCACCGGAAUUCCCUCAGAGCUGGGAUCCUUAUCCCUGUCACUGGAAUUCCCUCGGAGCUGGGAUCCUUAUCCCUGUCACCGGAAUUCCCUCAGAGCUGGGAUCCUUAUCCCUGUCACCGGAAUUCCCUCAGAGCUGGGAUCCUUAUCCCAGUCACUGGAAUUCCCUCAGAGCUGGGAUCCUUAUCCCUGUCACCGGAAUUCCCUCAGAGCUGGGAUCCUUAUCCCAGUCACUGGAAUUCCCUCAGAGCUGGGAUCCUUAUCCCUGUCACCGGAAUUCCCUCAGAGCUGGGAUCCUUAUCCCUGUCACCGGAAUUCCCUCAGAGCUGGGAUCCUUAUCCCUGUCACCGGAAUUCCCUCAGAGCUGGGAUCCUUAUCCCUGUCACCGGAAUUCCCUCAGAGCUGGGAUCCUUAUCCCUGUCACCGGAAUUCCCUCAGAGCUGGGAUCCUUAUCCCUGUCACUGGAAUUCCCUCAGAGCUGGGAUCCUUAUCCCUGUCACCGGAAUUCCCUCACAGCUGGGAUCCUUAUCCCAGUCCCUGAAAUUCCCUUGGAGCUGGGAUCCUUAUCCCUGUCACCGGUGUCCCCUCAGAGCUGGGAUCCUUUUUCCUGGAUCUCGGUGAUUUCUAUGGGAUUUUGGAAUUCCCAUCUGGGGGAGGUUCCUCAGAGCAUUGGGGUUGUUUUCGGGAAUUGCCGAGCGGGACAUGGAGCUCGUCCAGAGAUCCUCAGGAAAUUCAAGAAUUCGGGAAUUUUCAUUUUUCUCCUGCUCCAGCCCGUGCAGCAUUUUAACAAUUCUGUCCCAGAGGUAUUUCCAGCUCUCCCUGGGCUGGAAUUCCCAGAGCAGCUGUGGCUGCCUCUGGAUCCCUGGAAUGUCCAAGGCCAGCUUGGAGCAGCCCGGGACAGUGGAAGGUCCCUCUGGAAUGGGAUGAGCUUUAAGGUCCUUCCCACCAAACCAUUCCGUGAUUCCAUGAUCCCACCAGCUGCCUGAUCCCGAACUCCUGGAUGGACUUUGGGAAUUCCCACUGCUCCCGUUCCAUGGUGGAGCUGAUCCCAAUCCCAAAAUCCCAGGCACAAGGACAGCACCCAUCUCCACCUUUUUAUUGCUGUUAUUUUUCGAGGCUUUUCCUUCAUUUCUCGCCGAUCUCGGAGCGACUUUUUCCCGGCUUUAAUCCGCGCGCUCCGGUCGGAUCCACCCGUCCGAUGGAUGGCGGAGCAGAAAUUCCAAUACCAAAGGUAGCAGAGGGGAGUUUUUUCCAUGCCCAUGGAAACCCAGCGGACACAAACCCACCCCGAACCCGGAAUUCCUUCCCAAAAAUCCGCUCCAUCCCCCCCCCCCCCGCGCGCUUCUCCCAUCGUUUUCCGGUUGGAAAACCCGGGGAGCCUCCUUGGGUGCUGCUCCAGGACGGCGCUGGUGCCUUACAGAGGCCGGAAUUCCUCUCGGUUGGGUUUUUUGGGAAUUGCUGCCAAUGGUGGGGUUGGAGCGCGGCCGAUUUUCCCGCUCCGGAAGCGCGGGAUGGGCAUUCCAAGGUUGUCCCUCUUGUCCCACCUCUUGUCCUUCCGUCGCCUUCUGGUGGCCUUAGGCAGGUGGAGCCUCCAGGAAUCCCCAGAGGCUGUAAAUCCAUGGAGAAUCCAUGGGGAUAUUCCUGGUAUUCCUUAAAUUCCGUUGUGCAUUGGAAGAGGAUCCUUGACCAUGCCGGCAGUGCCCAAAACUCCAUGGAAUUCAUUCCAGUUUGGGAUCUUUUUGUUCGUUUUCCAUCUCCAAGUUCCCAAAAAUCUUUGGGACCAAGAUCAGCUUUGAUCCCAGAUUUUCCCCAAGAUCCAUUGGCUCUUCCCAUGGGAUUUUUUUUUCCUCCAUGGAUGCCGCUGGAAGUUUGGGAUGGAGCAUUCCAAGGGUUUCCCUCCUGUCCCUCCAUCACCUUCUGGAGGCCUUAGCACAGGUGGAGCUUCCAGGAAUCCCCGCCAGAGGCUGCAAUUCCAUGGAGAAUCCAUGGGGAAUUCCUGAUAUUCCUGAAAUUGUGCAUUGGAAGCGGACCCUUGGCCAUGGAGCCGAUCCCCAAAACUUCUUGGAAUUCAUUCCCAUUUAGGAUUUCUUUGUUCAUUUCCACCCUCAGACUCCCAGAGAUCUUUGGGACCCAGCUCAGCUGCGAUCCCAGAUUUUCGCACGGAGAUCCCGCUGGCUCUUCCCAUGGGAUCCCCUCUCCGUGGCUCCCCCACCCCAACAGCACAAGCACAACCCUCCCUGGGAUCCGGGCAUUCCCUGGGAUCCGGGCAUUCCCUGGAAGCCGCUCAUUCCCGUUCUCCUCCUCCCCGGGCGUGGCUUGGCUGGGAUUUUGUUGGAUUUUCCGGGAUUUUCCCGAGGAUCCCGAUGGAAAAUAUGCAAUAAUUUGUUUACAGGAUGCUCCGGGCAGGGCGCUCCUUUAAGCACAAUGUGCACAGGAUAGUUUUGUAUUCCGCCCCUCCGGAAUUUUUGGCGGGAAGAGGUUCUCCUACGUUUCUAUGGGACAUUGGGAAUGCUUGGAAAGCUUUCUAAGACUGGGAAAUAAAUUUUUUUAUCUUAAGAAAAAAAA